ACAACUUUACCACAAUUUCGACCCGUUUUCAAAUCGGGUCAUUUGACCCGAAUUUAUUUUCCUUCUAUAUGCUACUUUUGAUGACUCUCUCUCUGUCACUACCAACAGCGAAAAUGGCAGGAAAAAGUAAAGAAAAGAUGGAAGGAGGAAGAAGAGGGAGGGCUUGUGUUGUUGUUUUGGGUGACAUUGGACGCAGCCCAAGAAUGCAGUACCAUGCUCUUUCACUCUCCAAUCAGGCUUUUCUGGAGGUAGAUAUCGUUGCAUAUGGAGGUUCAGAGCCUCAUACUUCACUUCUAGCCAACCCAUCUAUUCAUAUUCACCUAAUGAAGCAGUGGCCAACAGCACGUCAAAACUUACCGAAGAUACUUCAACCUUUCAUGCUUUUGUUGAAGCCCUUGAUUCAGUUUGUUAUGCUUCUUUGGUACCUUUGUGUAAAGAUACCUUCUCCUGAUAUUUUUAUUGUCCAGAAUCCUCCUUCCGUUCCAACUCUGGUGGCAGUAAAAUGGGCUAGCUGGUUGAGGAAUUCGUCAUUUGUUAUAGAUUGGCAUAAUUUUGGAUAUACUUUACUUGGAAUGUCCCUUGGAAGGAAUAGCCGUUUUGUCUCUUUAUACAAAUGGUUUGAGAAGCAUUAUGGUAAAAUGGCUGACACUUCUCUAUGCGUAACAAAAGCAAUGCAACAUGAAUUGGCUCAAAAUUGGGGAAUUAAUGCUACGGUAUUGUAUGACCAGCCCCCCGACUUCUUUCAUCCGGCUUCACUCGAGGAGAGGCAUAAGUUGUUUUGCAGAUUGAAUGAACACUUUUAUCAUCCUCUUGGUGUUGGAGAUUGUGUUAGCAACGGAACAUCACUGAUGAGUAGCCAAAUUCAAAAUGAGACUUUAUUCACAACUGAGGCUGGUUCAAACGUAAGUUUGAAGCCAAACCGACCUGCACUUGUUGUAAGCAGCACAAGCUGGACUCCUGAUGAAGAUUUUGGCAUUCUCUUAGAAGCUGCUUUAAUGUAUGACAGACGUGUUGCUGCUAUAUUAAAUGAAGAUGAUUCACUAGAUGAGGAGGUCAUUUGGAAAGAAAUAUCUGACGGAAAACAAUGUUUAUAUCCGAGAUUGUUGUUCGUCAUCACUGGUAAAGGUCCUGAAAAAGCAAAGUAUGAGGCUAAAAUAAAGUCAUUGAAGCUCAAACGUGUGGCAUUUCGUACCAUGUGGCUGUCUGCUGAUGAUUAUCCAUUACUGCUAGGAUCAGCUGAUCUAGGUGUUUGUCUACAUACUUCAUCCUCAGGAUUAGACCUUCCCAUGAAGGUUGUUGAUAUGUUUGGCUGUGGACUGCCUGUUUGUGCUGUUUCAUAUUCUUGCAUUAAAGAGCUGGUUAGCGUUGACAAAAAUGGUCUUCUCUUCUCUUCAUCUUCAGAGCUAGCAGAUGAACUUUUGACACUCUUCAAGGGAUUUCCCAACGAGUGUGAUUCUUUGAAGGUUCUCAAAUCAGGUGCAUUAGAUACCGGUGCUUCAUCAAGGUGGGUUACUGAAUGGGAAGAACAUGCAAAGCCACUGAUAACCGAGGUUAUAUCAAGAUUUUGAUUUUCUGUGUUCUUAGAAGACGUUUUUGACCAAUGACAGCAAAAUUUGGUAAAUCUGUUGGUUUGAUUGAUCCUAUAGAUGGUUGAUUAGCAUCAUAUGCUAAUAAUAUGAUUCGACAAUGUUCAAGUCAGAGUUACUUUCAACAGAAUAUGUAUGCAGCAAUCUCCAACAUCUGUCUAAUGUUGACUUGCUGCAUUUGUUGUAAAUAGAAGUCUGAAAAUUUUGUUUUAUUUGAAUUAGGGUUUAUUUUCUUUUAAUAUGUACCGAUUCGGAGAUUCAUAAUAUAUUUCAGUAAAAGUGAGGUUAUUUUAUACUAAA
This is a messenger RNA of Medicago truncatula (barrel medic), 1886 nucleotides long. RefSeq names its product UDP-glycosyltransferase TURAN. The coding region runs from base 69 to 1568 and encodes 499 amino acids. The transcript has 17 exons. Lineage: Eukaryota; Viridiplantae; Streptophyta; Magnoliopsida; Fabales; Fabaceae. Gene Ontology annotation, molecular function: mannosyltransferase activity. The record is from RefSeq and is a predicted model, not a curated record. Gene Ontology annotation, cellular component: endoplasmic reticulum.